CAAAAAGUUUAAAGAAUGUUUUUCUAUUCAGCCACACCUCCUGCCCCAGCUUCCUCCCAGCAACCUCAGGCAGCUUCUGGCCCUGCAAAGCCCAAAGGCAAAAAUGCCAAGAAUGUGCAGGGUUCCUCUGCCCCAAAGGCUGUCCCUGGCAGAAGAAAACGAUCCUCUAUGUCUGCCUCUUCCUCUUCUCCCACCUCACCAAAAUCUACUCCCUCCUCUACCCCCCUGUCUCCUGUGCCAUCUCCCCUGGCUUCCACACCUGGCAGCUCUCCUGCAAAUGAGGCGAACCGCUUCACCCCAAAAGUCGUCAAGGCUGGCAAACAAGGAAAAGCUAAAAAAGGAGAGGCGUUUGUGCCUGCCUCUGCCCCUGUGGAGUGCAAGGUUACAGCAGCAAAUGAAAAACCAGUUGAAGCUAAACCUGCCCCAGUUGAUCCAAGCAAACCCUCAUCAGCCGCUGCAAAGCCUGUUGCAACCCCACCUGCUUUUAAGGUUACCUCAAAGCCUGCUGUAGCGGCUCCAGUAUCGUUUUUAGAUACUGUUGCUUCUAGUCCUCCCAAAUCAGUUGAAGUUAAGACAGCUUCAUCAAAAUCUGCUACUGCAGCUGCUGAUGACGAGCUUCCCCCACUUAUACCACCUGAGAAGCCAAUUAAAUUAGAGGUUACUAAGGUAGCAUCUAAACCCAAGACAGAUAAAGUGGUUACUGAAGCCUCAGCUCUUGAGGCUGCUAAACCAGACCCUGCUGAAGCUCCUAAACCAGUUUCUGAGGCCAAACCUGCUUCUGUUAAGGCUGCUAAGCCAGCUGCUGAGGCCAAACCUGCUCCUGUUAAGGCUACUAAACCAGCUCCUGAAACCAAACCUGCUCCUAAUAAGGCUGCUAAGCCAGCUGCUGAAGCCAAACCUGUCCCUGUUGAGGUUGCUAAGCCAGCUGCUGAGGUCAAACCUGCUCCUGUUAAGGCUGCUAAACCAGCUGUUGAGGCUGCUAAGCCAGCUGCUGAGGUCAAACCUGCCCCAGUCAAGGCUGCCAAACCAGCUGCUGAGGCCAAACCUGCCCCCGUUGAGGCUGCUAAGCCAGCUGCUGAGGCCAAAUCUGCUCCUGUUGAGGCUGCUAAGCCAGCUGCUGAGGCCAAACCUGCCCCUGUCAAGGCUGCCAAACCAGCUGCUGAGGCCAAACCUGCCCCCGUUGAGUCUGCUAAGCCAGCUGCUGAGGCCAAAUCUGCCCCCGUUAAGGCUGCCAAACCAGCUGCUGAGGCCAAACCUACCCCUGUUGAGACUGCUAAGCCAACUGCUGAGGCCAAACCUGCUCCUGUUGAGUCUGCUAAGCCAGCUCCUGUUAAGGCUGCUAAACCAGCUGCUGAGGCCAAAACUGCUCCUGUUGAUGCUGCUAAACCAGCUGCUGAGGCCAAACCUGCUCCUGUUAAGGCUGCUGAGGCCAAAGCUGCUCCUGUUAAGGCUGCUAAGCCAGCUGUUGAGGCCAAACCUGCCCCUGUUGAGGCUGCUAAACCUACUGCUGAGGCCAAACCUGCCCCUGUUGAGGCUGCUAAGCCAACUGCUGAGGCCAAACCUGCUCCCGUUGAGUCUGCUAAGCCAGCUCCUGUUAAGGCUGCUAAACCAGCUGCUGAGGCCAAACCUACUCCUAAGGUUGCAAAGCCAGAUACAGAAGUCAAGUCUGCCCCUGUUGAGGCUGCUAAACCAGCUGCAGAACCUAAACAAGGUGCUACUCAGGGUACCAAGCCGGCCCCUGUGAAGGGUGCUAAGCCAGUUAUUGAAGCUGAAAUGGUUGAGGUUAAGGCAGCACCUGCUGAGGUUGCCAAGCCUUCCAAACCAGCAGCUGAGCCUUCAUCUGCUCCCUUAAAACCUGCUCUAGUUGAGCCCACUGUUCCUGCCCCUGCUCCCCGUAAACUCACAUUUGCCGAGGCAGUUGCAGCACCCGCCCCUGUUAAACCCGAGGUAAAUGGUACAACUCCUUCUGAACCUGUCUCAUCACCCAAAUCUGCACCCACACCUACUAAAACCCCAGCCAAGGUGGAGCCUGUGAUCAAGAACGACAAGGGUAUUUUCUUCUUUCUCUUUUUGUCUUAAUCUGUUUUUCCACCUAUCACAGUAUUCUGGAACUGCUUAGAUGUGUUGUUCAGAAACCAUGGUUGUGAACUACAUUAGCUGUGCAACUGUUCCAUGAUGCUACCUAGUUGUUGAUAUGGGUGCUCCUGUCAGCUCUGUUGUUGCAUACUGUCAGCCAUAUGCAGGUAAUUUAUGUCAUCAUGUGAUGUCUAAUGGUGAGUUGGUGAAGAUGUGUAGUGUCAGUCUGGAAAAGGUGGUACUGGAUAGGAAGGUAUUGUUUUCAACAAAAUGCACAGUACUGCAGAUUUGAAGUUAUAGAGCUCUCAUCACUGAACCUUUUGCAACAUCAAGUUAAUGGUUUUUGCAGUUUUUAACUGACACAUUUACUUGAAAUUUUCAACAUGCUAGGUGAAUGUAUUUCAUCUCAGGUAACAACAAAUGUACAGUAUUUUGAAUCGCUAUUAACCAACCUGUUUUCAUUCCCCAGGAUUGAUGCAGCAUAUUUCCAUAAUAACUUGCAAGUGUACACGUAUGUAAUUGGUGGCAUGUUGUGACUAAAUUUUAGUUUCU
Messenger RNA from Chelmon rostratus (copperband butterflyfish), 2628 nucleotides. Its product is annotated as translation initiation factor IF-2-like. The record is from RefSeq and is a predicted model, not a curated record. The transcript has a single exon. Lineage: Eukaryota; Metazoa; Chordata; Actinopteri; Chaetodontiformes; Chaetodontidae. The coding region runs from base 16 to 2079 and encodes 687 amino acids.